AUGUCUGAAUUGGUAUCUCAACUAAAGCAUCCGCCCGAUAUAUCGAAACCACGAUGGGAUCAGUCGACAUUCGGAGGACGUGCUCGUCAUUUUUUUGUGACUACAAAUCCAUUAAAUCUAUUUAUAUCUGGAAAGCGAUUGGAAGAAGCAAAAAAUAUUGUCCUAGAUUAUAAACACGGACACAAAGUGCCGGAGAAUUUGACGGUUGAUGAGUUAUGGCAUGCGAAACACAUCUUCGAUUCUGCAUAUCAUCCUACUACGAAUGAACUUAUGAUUUUGCCAGGACGUAUGAGCUGUCAAGUACCUGGUAAUAUGUUCCUGACUGGUGGCAUGCUGACUUUCUAUAAAUCCUCAAGCGCUGUAAUAUUUUGGCAAUGGUUGAAUCAGUCAUUCAAUGCUGUUGUUAAUUAUACUAACCGUUCGGGUGAUAGUGUUUCCAACAAAACGCUUCUGACGUCGUAUUUCUGUGCAACGGGUGGUGCUGUUACUGCUGCGUUAGGACUCAAUUCACUGGUAAAGUCAAUGUCACCGCUGGUCGGACGUCUGGUACCAUUUUGUGCCGUUGCAAUUGCAAAUUCAAUCAAUAUCCCUCUUAUGCGAUCCAAAGAAUUGGUAGAUGGCAUUGUGAUAAAUGAUGAAAACGGUAACAAACUGGGCACGAGUAAAAAAGUAGCGCGGAUAGCUAUUGCUAAUGUCAUAAUAAGUCGAAUUGGGAUGGCUGUUCCAUCGUUUUUCUCCAUACCACUUCUGAUGAAUCAGAUCGUGAAGACGAGUUGGUACCAGAAGCGCCCUUGGGUAUCAGCUCCAAUACAAACAUUGAUGGCCGGUUUCAUCCUAACAUUUGCAACACCAUUGUGCUGUGCCAUUUUUCCGCAGAUAAGUUCCAUUGAAACGAGUCGUUUAGAGCCAGAAGUUCAAAAGGAAAUCAGUAAACUUCAGAACCCACCUAAACUUGUGUAUUACAAUAAAGGGCUGUGA
Molecule: messenger RNA, 978 nt
Organism: Brugia malayi
Lineage: Eukaryota; Metazoa; Nematoda; Chromadorea; Rhabditida; Onchocercidae
Gene: Bma-sfxn-1.5
Product: Sideroflexin 1, putative
Exons: 7
Coding region: 1-978 (325 amino acids)
Biological process (GO): serine import into mitochondrion; monoatomic ion transport
Cellular component (GO): mitochondrial inner membrane
Molecular function (GO): monoatomic ion transmembrane transporter activity
Source: RefSeq, a predicted model, not a curated record